This is a messenger RNA of Papilio polytes (common Mormon), 1502 nucleotides long. Its product is annotated as zinc finger protein 302-like. Gene Ontology annotation, biological process: regulation of transcription by RNA polymerase II. Gene Ontology annotation, molecular function: RNA polymerase II cis-regulatory region sequence-specific DNA binding; DNA-binding transcription factor activity, RNA polymerase II-specific. The record is from RefSeq and is a predicted model, not a curated record. Gene Ontology annotation, cellular component: nucleus. NCBI's taxonomy places the organism in Eukaryota, Metazoa, Arthropoda, Insecta, Lepidoptera, Papilionidae. The transcript has 7 exons. The annotation marks the transcript as partial.
GUUGCCGGCGGGGCGGGCUACGUGCAGGCCGACACCGUGCACCAACUGAAGGCCGAGCAACGCAUCGACAAACGCGAGUAUCGUGAGGAGCUGCACCAUGACCUGAUGGCCACCAUGAUGCAGCAGCAAGGUGGGGGGACCCUGCAGGCGGGCACGCAGCAGUUGGUGGUGGUGUUGCACGAGCCCAAGGAGGCAGCCGCGUUCGCACGGGCCAUCAAGCAAGAGGGCCGCAUAGACCGGAAUGCAGCGCCCGCUGAGUUUAUCAGUAUCGGUGACGUGACGGACACGUCGACAUGGCAGACGCUAGGUGGAGGAGUGGCAGACUACCUGUCCGCUCUGCCGCUACCUCUUCACCACCUGCUUAAAUACUCGACGCCCGACAAGCGCGAGGAACAGCCAACUAUCGUUACUGCAGUCGCCACUAACACACUGCCCGCUAUAUCCUCAAUCACUCCGCCGGCGACAAACUCUGUCAAUAGCGUGGUGGUGCAGACUGCGAUUGUUAACCAGAACUUGACGUCAAACACGACCACCAUCACUAUAUCAAAGAAGAAAAAGAAGAAGAAAACAUUGAAAGAGAAAAAACCGCGGCCUAAACCUGGAGAGAUACGAUUGACGACUGCUUUAGAUGGCAGUACUUUGUAUUGCUGCCCUGAGUGCCACAUGGCGUACCCUGAGAGGGAGCUGCUGGAACAACAUUUAGUGGGACACACUAUGGAGAGAAGGUUUAUUUGCGAUAUCUGCAACGCGGCGUUGAAACGCAAGGAUCACUUGACGCGUCACAAGCAGUCGCACAACCCGGAACGGCCCCACGUCUGCUCCGUCUGCCUCAAGGCGUUCAAACGCAAGGAGCAACUCACUCUGCACUUUGUUAUACACUCCGGCGAGAAGCGUCAUAUUUGCAACGAGUGUGGGAAAGGUUUCUAUCGUAAAGACCAUCUCCGCAAGCACACGCGGUCCCAUAUCGCGCGGCGCGUGAAGGCGGAGCUGUCUCAGCAGGCGGGCGGCGCUCCGCUGUCGCAGCCCGCAGCGCCCGCGCCCGCGCCCCUGCCCUCCUGACCAGACGACAAGCACGACCUUCUCUCACUCAUACAAGCCGCCAAGGACGUCUUCUGAUAAUAAAAACACUUCCCGCCAAAAACAAAAUGAUUUGACAUAUACUAUAGAUUAUGUUGGUUCAUAGAUCACAUAAUCUAUAGAUUACGGAAACGUUUUGUUUUGUCACACUGAUCUCUAAAAAUGGAUAGGAUGUUUGUCUGUUGCUUUCUUUCGAUUUAAAUACGUUUUUUGACGUAAUAGUUAAUUCUAUAUCUAUUAUUUCGAAUUCUCACCACUAACCGCAACCGUUAGCAACAAAAUGGUGAAUGUCAAAUAAGGAAAAAAUGCUGUCUUAUAACCUGUCCAUUUUUAGAGCUUACUGAUCUGUCACAUCUAUGUUUUUUAAUACAGAAAGUAAAAGGUUCUUUAAAAUAUUCGGUUUUUAAAAAGUUUUCGUUUUGCAU